UCUGCUCUGUGUGCCAGAGGCAUUGUCCCAGAUGUAGCAGUUGGUACAAAGCGGGGAUCUGACGAGCUUUUCUCUACUUGUGUCACCAAAGGACUGUUUAUCAUGAGCAGCAAAUCAGCUUCUGCAGCAAAUGGAAAUGACAGCAAGAAGUUCAAAGGUGAUAGCAAACGUGCCGGCAUCCCCUCCAGAGUGAUCUACAUUCAGAAGCUCCCCAUCGAUGUCACCAAAGCGGAGGUCAUCUCCCUGGGGCUGCCCUUCGGGAAGGUCACCAAUCUCCUGACGUUGAAGGGGAAAAACCAGGCCUUCAUCGAGAUGAACACAGAGGAGGCUGCCAACACCAUGGUGAACUACUACACCUCCGUGACACCCGUGCUGUGCGGCCAGCCCAUCUACCUCCAGUUCUCCAACCACAAGGAGCUGAAGACUGACAGCUCUCCCAACCAGGCACGCGUCCAGGCGGCCCUGCAGGCCGUGAACUCGGUCCAGUCGGGGAACCUGGCUUUGGCUUCCUAGGCAGCGGCUGUGGACACAGGGAUAGUGAUGGCCGGGCAGAGCCCCGUGUUGAGGAUCAUCAUGGAGAACCUCUUCUACCAGGUGACCCUGGACGUGCUGCACCAUAUUUUCUCCAAGUUCGGCACGGUGUUGAAGAUCAUCACCUUCGCCAAGAACAACCAGUUCCAGGCCCUGCUGCAGUACGCGGACCCCGUGAGCGCCCAGCCUGCCAAGCUGUCUCUGGACGGGCAGAACAUCUACAACGCCUGCUGCACGCUGCGCAUUGACUUCUCCAAGCUCACCAGCCUCAACGUCAAGUACAACAACGACAAGAGCCGUGACUACACGCGCCCAGACCUGCCCUCCGGGGACAGCCAGCCCUCGCUGGACCAGACCAUGGCCACGGCCUUCGGCCUCUCUGUUCCCAACGUCCACGGAGCCCUGGCGCCCCUGGCCAUUCCCUCGGCAGCGGCGGCAGCUGCGGCGGCAGUCCGGAUAGCCAUUCCCGGCCUGGUUGGGGCAGGAAAUUCUGUGUUGCUGGUCAGCAACCUCAACCCAGAGAGAAUCACACCCCAAAGCCUCUUUAUUCUUUUCAGCGUCUACGGCGAUGUGCAGCGCAUAAAGAUCCUGUUCAAUAAGAAGGAGAAUGCCCUGGUGCAGAUGGCGGACGACAACCAGGCCCAGCUUGCCGUGAGCCACCUGAACUGGCACAAGCUGCACGGGAAGCCCAUCCGCAUCACACUCCCGAAGCAUCAGAACGUGCAGCUUCCUCGCGAGGGCCAGGAGGACCAGAGCCUGGCCAAGGACUAUGGCAGCUCGCCCCUGCACCGCUUCAAGAAGCCGGGCUUCAAGAACUUCCAGAACAUAUUCCCACCGUCGGCCACCCUGCACCUCUCCAACAUCCCGCCCUCAGUGUCCGAGGAAGAUCUCAAGGUCCUCUUCUCCAGCAAUGGGGGCCUCGUCAAAGGAUUCAAGUUCUUCCAGAAGGACCGCAAGAUGACGCUGAUCCAGAUGGGCUCCGGCGAGGUGGCUGUCCAGGCCCUCAUUGACCUGCACAACCACGACCUCAGGGAGAGCCACCACCUGCGGGUCUCCUUCUCCAAGUCCACCAUCUAGGGGCACGAGCCCCCCCACGGCCGGGUCCCCUGGCGACAACUUCCAUCAUUCCGGAGAAAAGCCACUUUAAAAAGCAGCUGAAGUGACCUUAACAGACCAGAGAUUUUAUUUUUUUAAAGAGAAAUCAUUUUACCUGUUUCUUAAAAAAUUAAAUCUAGCUCACCUUGCUAACCUUGCGGUGACGGGUGACCGCUCAGGCUCUUGGUGACUGUGGCAGCAGGAGCUCCCGGCCCGCCGACCCGCGGCCAGACCCUCGGGCCGUGCCUUGGUGGGGCCUGUCGGGCAUGGGGCCUACGGGUGGACGCCCCAACCACGACUCGGCUUCCUUGUGCCUUAAAAAACCUGCCUUCAUACGGCCACGCACCCACCCUGGGUGUCCUGGGGACCCAAGGGGCAGGGGUCACACUUCAGAGAAAGGCAGGGGGCCCAGCAGGCUCCUGCAGGAUCAUGUGCCUGGGUGUGGCAGCCACGGCCUGCUACACCCCAACCCCCGCCCUCUAAUCAAGUGAUGUGAUUUUGCCCGCCCGCCCGCCCUGCCCCCAGGACCUUCCCCUCUGCCCCCAGGCGCUGGCUGGCACCCCAGGUGCCCGCUGCUGCUUUCAGCUGCGGAGCUGUUCGUCAUAAUCUCUGUAUUAUGUACUUUGCAGUUGCAGACGUCUGUGACUAGCAAUAUUUCCAGCUGACCAAAUAUUCUAAUCCUUUUUUCAAUUAAAUGCAAAAGAAAUAGUUUUAAGUAACUUUUUAUAGCAAGAUGAUACAAUGGUAUGAGUGUAAUCUAAACUUUCUCGCGGUAUUACCUUGUAUGCUGUUUUGUUUUAUUCCUUGUCAUUAAGUCACAGGCGGGACCCAGUUUCCAGAGAGCAGACGGGGCCGCCCGGAGGGUCAGUCACAGGGAGCCCUGGUCCGAUCUCAGCCCCGAGCUUCCGGGAAGGGGCGGGCGCGCCGCCGACCUCUGGCAUCGCCUCCGGUUGCCUUACACCACACCUUCACCUGCAAUCGCCUAGAAAACUUGCUCUCAAACUUCUUCAGGGGUUUUUUCCUUCAAAUUUUGGACCAAAGUCUCAUUUCUGUUUUUUGCCUGUCUCUGAUGCUGGGACCCGGAAGGCAGUCGUUGGUCUCGACUUCGCUGUGCUCUUCCCCCGCCUCUGCGCGGCCUGUCCCGGGGGCUCCUGGGAUCCCCUUUCCGUAAAGGAGAGUGUAACGAGGGUGUAAAUAUUUAUAAUUUUUUAUACCUGUUGUGAGACACGAGAGGCAGCGACGCGGAUUUUUAUGGAGACACAGAUAUAUAUUUUGCUAGCGCAAUUCCAGGCUCGGUUGACCGCGGAGCUGCAGGGACCUCACGCACAUUCCAUUGCCGUCCAGAUGGCUCGCGAUGCUGAGAGAACCGAUUAAAACCGUUUUAUAACCAACUCUUCCCUUCUCUGUAGCCCUGUGUUCGCUGUAGAGGCAGGUUGGCCAGUCUGUACCUGGACUUUGAAUAAAUGUCUUCUGUAUCCUCAAA
Cebus imitator (Panamanian white-faced capuchin) is the source of this 3109-nucleotide messenger RNA. Its product is annotated as polypyrimidine tract-binding protein 1-like. NCBI's taxonomy places the organism in Eukaryota, Metazoa, Chordata, Mammalia, Primates, Cebidae. Gene Ontology annotation, biological process: regulation of RNA splicing; regulation of cell differentiation; mRNA processing. Gene Ontology annotation, cellular component: nucleus. Gene Ontology annotation, molecular function: mRNA binding. The record is from RefSeq and is a predicted model, not a curated record.